Molecule: messenger RNA, 1998 nt
Organism: Coccinella septempunctata (seven-spotted ladybird)
Lineage: Eukaryota; Metazoa; Arthropoda; Insecta; Coleoptera; Coccinellidae
Gene: APC7
Product: anaphase-promoting complex subunit 7
Exons: 6
Coding region: 119-1807 (562 amino acids)
Biological process (GO): cell division
Molecular function (GO): protein binding
Source: RefSeq, a predicted model, not a curated record
AUCGAACGUAAAAAUCAAAAACAAACAACCCCUUGAUUGACUGGUAAAAAAAUCAAGCAAUUCGAGUACAUGUAUUUUUUUUAGAAUAGAGGAAAAGAUAUAUUCAUACCAUUUCGAAAUGAAUUCCAUCAAGCAGAAGAUUCAAAUUUUAUUCGAAAAUGAACUAUAUUCCAACGUAGUGAAGAUUUGCGAUUUGAUUCUCACAUCUGGAGAUAAAAAGCUUGAUUAUUUUGAUGAACUGCUAUUGAGUAGUUACCACGCAGAUUCUUUAUUUGCUCUUGGUCAAUUUGUCAAUGCCGAAAAGUAUUUUAGAAAAUGUAUUACAAUGAGAAAAAACAUUUCUAGGAACAAGCAUGUGAAAUCCUCAGAUAAAUGCAAUGAAUUACCUAGAGAUGUAGAUUUGAAGUACAAGGUUCAUUUAUGUCUUUUAUCAACCAAAAAGAAGAAAGAAGCUUUGGAAGUCUUACAAAGUAUAAAGGGUAAGCAUAGAACUGUCAAGAUAAAUAUGGCUUUGGGUUCGUUAUUGAUGGAGGUUGGGAAAGAUCGACUCGCUACGAUAGCUUUCAAAGAAGUUUUAGAAGAAUGUCCUUUUGCUAUUGAAGCAGCUGAAAAUUUACUGAAACUUGGUGUGAAGGGUGCUGAUGUCAACUCUUUAACUGUAGAAGCAACAAAUGAUGUUGGCUGGUUACAAAUAUGGUUGAAAGCUCAGGCACAGCUGUAUUCCAAAGAUUUUUGGAAUGCUAUAGAAACUCUAGAACAAUUAGAUGUUCCACAGUAUUUGAAAGACAAUGUACAUUUGUUAGUUACCAUAGGAUAUUGUUACCAUUAUUUAUGUGAGGACCAAAAAGCUAUAGAUGUCCUACAGAGAGCAUAUAAGUUAGAUUCAAAUAUGAGAAGAGGCUUAGAUUUACUUUCAACAUUAUUAGUUGAUACUGAAGAUGAAACUCAAUCCGAUUUCUUAGAGAGUCUUAUACCACAAACUGAUAUGAGUUCAUGGUAUCCCGAGCAUUGGAUUGUAUUUGCUAAUUAUAUGUGUAACUGUAAGAACUAUGAAAAAGCAGGAUUAUUUGCACACAAGGCUUUGUUGGUAGGGGGAGAAAACAAUAUAGAGGUUUUAUACGUGAAAGCAUUUUGCUUUUUUAAAAUGGGAAAAUAUAAUGAUGCUGCAGCACUGUGUUUGGAAGCACUCCAAAUUUGCCCUUAUCGACUAGAUGUUUAUAAGAUUCUUGUUGAUUGUUACUUGAAAAUAAAUAGGAUCACAGAUGCCGAUGCGAUGGCUUUGAAUGCUUGUAAGCAGAUGAAUAAUUCUCCCCACGCUUUGAAGCUUCAUGCAAAAGUUCUGUUGAAAGACCCAGCAGCAAAUGCUAAAGCCAUAAAAAAAAUCUUGGAAAAGGCAGUAUCUGUGCCUCAUCAGUCAUCAACCAACACUGUGAUCAUUCUAGCGCUAUUUUUGCAACAGCAGUCUCAAUAUGAAUAUGCUGAACAGCUAUUAUUGAAACAAAUCAAUUCACAACCAUCUUCCCGAUUAUACCUUCUGCUUGGUGAUUGCUACGUCAAUUUAUCGAAAGAAGAAGAUGCAUUUGAAUGUUACACCACUGCUCUAAGGUUGGAUCCGACAAAUCAGAGAGCUGUGGAAUGUCUGAAUAUGUUACUUCCUAAUUUCUCCAAUAACAAAAACGAAAGUUACUACACUACAUGUGAAGGAGGGACAUCUCACCCUUCUCAAAGUACUCUUGCCUCAGAAAGAGAUGUGGAAAGCGAUCCGGAAUAUUGGCCAAAUAACUCAGAAAUCAUAACGAUAGACUAGCCUGACUGUAAUGUAGAUACUCUACAACUUGUGAUAUUAGUUAUAUGAUCUGGCUGUUUUAGAAUAAUUUGUAUACAGUGUGGAAUAUGAUAAUAUUUUCAGUGUUGAAUUAUUAUUGUGAUAAUUUUUAUUUUAAUUGAUUUUUUCAUUGUGUGAAAUGUACUGAAUAAUUUACUCAAGAAAUGGAGAAU